Leptopilina boulardi is the source of this 9524-nucleotide messenger RNA. It is a transcript of the gene kcc, whose product is annotated as solute carrier family 12 member 6. Gene Ontology annotation, biological process: chloride ion homeostasis; cell volume homeostasis; chemical synaptic transmission. The record is from RefSeq and is a predicted model, not a curated record. Gene Ontology annotation, molecular function: potassium:chloride symporter activity. Lineage: Eukaryota; Metazoa; Arthropoda; Insecta; Hymenoptera; Figitidae. Bases 824 to 4162 code for a protein of 1112 amino acids. Gene Ontology annotation, cellular component: membrane. The transcript is spliced from 13 exons.
GGGCGGGCAGCUCACUACGCCCGGGACGUCACGGGUCGCGGGACGACCGAGGGAAACCUGCAGGAAAAAUAUAUUUCGUAUUAUAGUAAAAUCGUGUGUGUCUUUCACUCACUCACUCACUCUCUCUCUUUUACUCUAGUUUUGUUGUUAUACUCAAGUACCGGAAAAUUUUUACCAUUUCCCCCUCAUACCCUCCCCCUCCCAAAACAUUGUCAAAAAAAAAAAAUUGUGUUUAUUGUUAUUUUUCUCGAAAUAAAAAAUAUAACCUCACAGUAAAUUUUUUUUAACAAAAUAUAUUUUCUCCUGGUGCUACUUUAUUAAAAAAGUGAAUAUUCUUAAGAUGAGAUAAAAAUAAUUUUUUUUUUUUUUUUUUGAAAAAAAAGAGUGUUUUAAAAUUAAUGUUCUCGUGAGUGUUUUCUUUUUUGUUUUUUGUUAUGAGUGUUAAUCUAAAGUUAUAAAUUAGUUUAAUAUAAAUAAAGUGGUACAGCCGUGGAUGCUGCGCCGGGUGAUAUCCGAUCCGAGGAUCGGUAUCGGAAAAUCGUGAGAUUUUCCACGGGGAAUUAAGAUAUUUGUUAUAUAUAUAUAUAUAUAUAUAUAUUGGAAGAUUUGAAAAAAAAGUGCCUCUUAUUGAGAAAAUAGUGAAAAAAAUAUGCGGUGAUGCUGCAUCUAUUAAAAAUUUGAGAAAAAAAUCUUUUUUUUUCCCAGUGAAAAAGAAAAGAAAAGAAAAAAGGAAUUGAAAAAAAAAUUUUUUUAAAUUAAAAAAAAAAAAUUAAGGGUGAUUUUUUUUUUGCACGGAACCGGAAGUGAAAAAUAAAAAAAAAAUAUGAGCGAAACAACACCGAAAAUGCAGCAAAAAAGCACCGACGGUUCGCCGGCAAAACUUGAAGCUGGCGAUGGCGGAGGUCCAGGCGGAGAUGGAGAACAAAUUGGUCUCAAUUCGGAAGAAAAAUCCGGAUACGAAACAAAUUUAUAUUUGUACAAUGAUGAAAUGGAAGAUCGGCCGCGGAUUGCGGAAUUUCUUCAUAGUUUGGCGGAUUAUAGUAAUACAAUACCAGCGGCAACAGAUCCAGACAGUAAACCAGCUGCUGGCAAACCUGGAGGUGCACGAAUGGGCACAUUGAUUGGUGUCUUUUUACCAUGUAUACAAAACAUCUUUGGAGUUAUUCUAUUUAUUCGUCUCACAUGGGUGGUGGGAACGGCAGGAGCAAUUCAAGGAUUUUUAAUUGUCCUUUGCUGCUGCUGUGUCACAAUGCUGACAGCAAUAAGUAUGAGCGCAAUUGCUACGAACGGUGUGGUACCUGCGGGAGGUUCAUAUUUCAUGAUCUCAAGAAGUUUAGGACCUGAAUUUGGUGGUGCUGUGGGAAUGCUUUUCUAUACAGGUACCACUUUAGCAGCAGCCAUGUACAUCAUUGGUGCCGUCGAAAUUGUUCUGACCUACAUGGCGCCUAGUUUGAGUAUAUUUGGUGACUUCACUAAAGAUCCAAACAUAAUGUACAAUAACUUUCGUGUUUAUGGAACUGGUCUUCUAAUGGUCAUGGGUACAAUUGUCUUUAUCGGCGUCAAGUUUGUCAACAAGUUUGCAACAGUGGCACUUGCUUGUGUCAUCUUUUCAAUUAUUGCCGUCUACGUUGGUCUCUUUGUUAACGUCAAUGGAAAUGAUUUACUAAAGAUGUGUACCCUUGGUAAUAGAUUAUUAAAGAAUGUCACCGCUGAACAAUGUAACAGAGACUAUCUUCGUAAUGUAUAUUGUAAUAAUUCAAGAGAAUGCGAUACCUAUUUCAAUGAAAAUGAUGUAACAAUUGUCAAUGGAAUUAAAGGAUUAGCUAGCGGUGUAUUCCUAGAAAAUAUAUGGGGAAGUUUUCAAGAAGAAGGACAAUAUAUUGCGAGAUAUAAUCAACCAAAAGAUAUUGACAAACUGACAUCGCAAAGUUAUAAUCAGAUUCAAGUUGACCUAACAACAACAUUUACUAUUUUAAUUGGAAUCUUCUUUCCCUCGGUGACAGGAAUUAUGGCCGGAUCAAAUAGAUCUGGUGAUUUGGCCGAUGCACAAAAAUCAAUACCAAUUGGAACAAUUUGUGCAAUUUUAACAACGUCAACGGUUUAUUUGUCAUGUGUGCUUUUAUUCGCUGGUACUGUGGAUAAUCUUCUACUGAGGGAUAAAUUUGGUCAGAGUAUUGGUGGAAGGCUCGUUGUUGCUAAUAUUGCCUGGCCUAAUGAAUGGGUAAUUCUUAUUGGUUCAUUUCUCUCAACAUUGGGAGCUGGUCUACAAUCAUUGACGGGAGCACCGAGACUAUUGCAAGCAAUUGCUAAAGAUGAGAUUAUACCAUUUUUGGCACCAUUUGCCAAGAGUUCAAGUCGUGGGGAACCAACUCGUGCACUUAUUGUCACAGUAAUGAUCUGCCAAUGUGGAAUUUUACUGGGAAAUGUUGAUCUUCUCGCUCCACUGCUGUCGAUGUUUUUCCUCAUGUGCUAUGGUUUUGUUAAUCUUGCAUGCGCCUUACAAACUUUAUUGAGGACUCCGAAUUGGAGACCAAGAUUUAAAUUCUAUCAUUGGAGUUUAUCGUUUAUUGGUCUGUCAUUGUGCAUUGCGAUUAUGUUUAUGACAAGUUGGUAUUAUGCACUAUUAGCAAUGGGAAUGGCUGGUUUGAUUUACAAGUAUAUUGAAUAUAGAGGAGCUGAAAAAGAAUGGGGUGAUGGUAUUCGAGGUCUUGCACUGUCAGCAGCUAGAUAUUCUCUUCUAAGACUCGAGGAGGGUCCACCGCAUACGAAAAAUUGGAGACCACAAAUUUUAAUUCUGGCUAAAUUAACCGGUGACCUUGUUCCAAAGUACAGGAAACUGUUAACAUUUGCAAGUCAGCUUAAAGCUGGUAAAGGUUUAACAAUCUGCGUUAGCUGUAUUGAUGGUGAUUAUGCAAGGAACUCUGGCGAAGCAUUGGCGGCUAAACAAAGUUUACGACGUUCUAUGGAAGAGGAGAAGGUUAAGGGAUUUGUCGAUGUUCUAGUUGCACGAAAUACUGUGGAUGGUGUUAGCGCAUUGGUACAAACUACAGGUCUCGGUGGAAUGAAACCAAAUACAGUGAUUCUUGGCUGGCCGUAUGGUUGGAAACAUUCCGAGGAUGAAAGAACGUGGAGGGUGUUCUUGCAAACAGUGAGAAAUGUUGCAUCAGCUCGUAUGGCGCUAAUGGUGCCAAAAGGAAUUAAUUUCUUUCCCGAUUCAACGGAAAAAGUUGUUGGCAACAUUGAUGUAUGGUGGAUUGUUCACGAUGGUGGUUUAUUGAUGUUGUUACCAUUUCUUUUAAAACAACAUCGCACCUGGAAGAAUUGUAAGAUGAGAAUUUUUACCGUCGCUCAAAUGGAGGAUAAUUCGAUUCAAAUGAAAAAGGAUCUUAAGAAAUUUUUAUAUGAUCUACGAAUUGAAGCUGAGGUUGAAGUUGUCGAAAUGAUGAACGCUGAUAUUUCUGCUUACACUUAUGAGCGAACACUACAAAUGGAACAACGUAAUCAAUUUUUGAGAGAGAUGCAUUUAAAGAAAAAGGAAUCCCAAGGAUUGGUGGAGACCUUGGAGUUCAACGAGGUACCUGCUGAAGAAAGUUUGCCUGUGGUGCAAGCUAUUGUUGAUCAUCAUCAUAAUGUGGAUGUAAAAACAGCAACAAAAGUACGAUUCCAAGAGCCGGGAUCAAAUCAACCAAAUGGCGUUGAAGAGGGUCAGGAGAAACUUUUACAAGAAUCAGAUUCAAGUCAAAAGGAAAGUGAAACAACAACAACAACAAUUGUUGAAAAUGAAACCAUUGAAAAACAAACGGAGGGAGUGAAAAAUAAUAUUGGUGGUUCGCCAAAACAGGAUAAUAAGGAGAAUGCUGAAAAAGAGGCUAAAAGUACACAGGAUAAAAAGGCUGAGGAGGCAUCUAAGGAAGCAACUCAACUCACACCUGACGAGGGAAAUGUGAGACGUAUGCACACUGCAGUGAAAUUAAACGAGGUCAUCGUGAACAAAAGUCACGAUGCACAGUUAGUAAUUCUAAAUCUUCCAGGACCUCCUAGAGACACAAAACUGGAACGAGAAUAUAACUAUAUGGAAUUUUUGGAAGUCCUUACCGAGCGUCUCGAGAGGGUGCUAAUGGUACGAGGAGGUGGCCGAGAAGUUAUUACCAUCUACUCGUGAACGAAAUCAACGUUCAACGAAAAUAUGAAAUUCAGCGUCUCGCUAAAAUCAGAGUCUAGUUUAAUUUUCCUAAUAUUUAAAAUAAUAAUUAUAAUAAUAAUAAUAAUAAUAAUAAUAAUCCUCAAGGCCAUUUUUCUAUUGUGCCGCUAUCUUGCACCGUUAAUGGCGCUAAGCGCUAAUAACUUAAUAAUUAAUAAAAUAGAAGGAAAUAAUGAAUUUCAUCAAAAAUUGAAAUCCAUUUUUUCCUUCUAUUUUUCUCUCUCUCUAUCUAUCUAUCUAUUGCUUGACGAUAGGAAAAAAUUUAUUGACGAACAAAAAAAAAAAAAGAGCAAUGAAAAUUUAUUGAAUUUGACUUAUCUCUUUGUCCGUUUUUUCGAAAGAUUAGAAUAUUUAAAAAAAAAAAUAAUAAUAAUAGAAUAAUUCUGAUGCCAAAGUAUAUUAUAACGUGCCAAAGGCUAAGUUUAUUUUCAAUGAUUUUUCAUUAGAAACUUAAGACAAGGUAAAUUAAGUUAAAUUCAUCGAAAAAGAAGAGAAAAGGUUUUCGAAAAAGAAAACCUAAGAUCUCAUUAAAAAGAAAUCACUUUCAUUCAUCGAAAACAGAAAAAAUGAAUCAAAAUUUGAAGUCAAAGGCUAAUGUCGAAGCAUCUAUGAAAAACACUGCCAAAUUAUUUUCUAUAUGCUUCGCAUUUAAACCAAAGACAGAAAAAAAAAAUACGCGAGAGGCUCAUUUUUCUACGUGCAUUGUCGUUUUAGGAAAAAAAAAAAAAAACAAUUUCUAGAUAGAGAUUUUGCUUCAGAAAUUUAAAAAAAAAAAAAAAAUUUAUAACUAGCCUCUAGGAUAGAAAAAUUUAGAAAAUAUCAUCUUUCGUUUUUUAUUUGAAAAUGAAGCACUAACCAGAAAACUUUUCCCUAAAAAACACCCUUUUUUUACAAUUCUUUUCCUCCCUCCCUUUUCCCUAUUUCUAAGAAAUUUUUUAGACAAACAAAUACUCGUGUAGCAAAAAAAAAAAAAAAAAAAAACUUUUUCAAAUUUUUUCAUCCGGAUUUUUACAAUUCGUAUUCUUUUCCUAAAAAAUAAUCUUUCUUCAAAAAAAAAAAAAAAAAAAAAAAUACAAAAUACAAAAUAUGCAUGAUAAAAAAAAAUAAAUUUUUUUUUUUGCCGAAUUUUUGGGCCAGAAGCAAUUCGUCGCACUCGUGUUUUAUUACUUACUUACUGUCCAAGGCCUAUGAAAAAAAAAAAAAAUAAUAAUAAUUAACGGUUCGUGUACCGAAAAUUUAAUAUUUGCUAAUAUUAUAAUUAACAACACCAAAAAAAAAAAAAAAAAAAAAAAAAAUACGCAGUGUGUGUUAGGUUUAUAGUUGUUAUUCGAUGGAUGUCGCGUAAUAAAAAAGAAAUUUUCUAGCAAAACUCUCAAAAAAAAAAAAAAAAAUAUUAAGACCGACGCUAUUAUUAAUAUACGAUAUACUGCGGCACAUUUCAUAAAAAAAAAAAAAUUUUAGCUAAUUUUAGAACACUAAUAAAUACUCGAGUUAAGUGUCGUGAUGCACUUUUUGCAUAAAUAUAUAAAAAAAAUAUAUCUAUAGUUUGCAGUGCUAUUUCACUAUUUUUAGAUAGGACCCAAAAAAAAGCAGGACUUGAAAAGCAAAAAAAAAAAAAAUCGUAACUUUUUUUAAUUUUCAAUUUUUUUUUUUAUCUUCAAAAAUUUUACAGGGUACUGUCAAUUACGUAAUGUCCCUAUAGAUUCAUUUUUUAAUAUCGAAAGAGAAACGUCCAAUUUCACCCCCCGCCUUUUUUUCCAAAAAAAAAGUAUUUUGGAUUCAGUAUUUUUUUGCUAAACAAAAUUUUUUUUAGAAAGUAUUAAUUUUGACUAUAAUUUAAAAAAGAAAGAGAAAGAGAAAAAAGUACUUAAGAUAUUCGAAAAAAAAAAAUCUGCGUGGUAGUAAAAAAGUACGAUUUAAUUACUGCACUAGUAUUUCCCUUAACGUCUGUGAAAAAAACUAAAAAAUAACAUAAUUACGAUACGACGAUAAAUAUAUAUGCGUUAAAGUUAAAAUAUAUAAAAAAAAAAAAAAUUGUCCAGCCUCAAAAAUUUCGUGCUCGAAAUAAAUGAAAAAAAAAGAGGACAGAAAAAAUCGUUUUCAAUAACGCAUUGAAUUUUCAAAGUACAGAAAAAAAAACUUUUCAAAUAUAUAUAUAAAUAGGUAGGAAAAAAAACAUAACUAAAAAUAUAUAUUACGAUUACAAAUAAAAAUCGUAAAUAAUAGUUUAAAAAAGAAAAAAAAUAUCGAUAGAUGAAAAAAAUGUCAAGGAACGGAUAUUGGUUACCUGUGAAUUUAUUUUUAUUUUUUAACUAUUAAAAAGUGUCGGAAAAAACACUUUUUUAAGUCAAUUGUCACAUGUGGUUUUUUUUUCGGUGCCUAAUAUCCGCUCCUGACGUUUCGAGUUUUACGCAUUUUACAAGUAGAAAUUCUCUAGCGCGUGAGGAAUAAAAUCGAAAUAAAAAUACAAUUACUCUACUCACUUCCCUUAAAAAAAAAAAAAAAAUCGGGAUGUCUUUGCCUGCCGUUCAAAAAAAAAAAAAAAUUUCUCAUUUCUUUACAAUUUUCUAUAAUCUACACAACACUCGCUUCGACAAAAAAAGGUUCGGAUUUUAUUCUUACAUUCUGUCAAAGAAAUUAAUUUUUAAAAAUCAUUUUAAAUUCGUUCACGAUUUCACAGUUACAAGAAAAACUCGAAAUCUAAAAUAGUCGGGGAAAAAAAAGAGUCCGAAAAGUAUUUUAUUAAAUGCAUAAUUUUUUUUUUUUUUUUUAAACGAUGUGAUAUUAUUUUCUCGCAAAAUUAAAAAAAGAAAAGAUGAUUUAACGCCAGAGUCUUGUACGAGAAUGAGCGGCGUGAGCUCCCGCUCUUUAAGUAUCCGAGUUGGCGCGCAGGCGUCCUUGAACGUAGCGCGCAACAAGUGGGACGGGCCUUAUUGCCGUAACUAGCCGAACGGCAGCGGAGGGAACCGAAUCGAAUACUUUUCCGAGAAAUCAAUGAAGAGUAACGUUAAAAAGUAGUGAUUUGAAUAUUUCUCAUCAAAAAAAAAUUCAGAAAUAAUUAUUACUAUUAAUUACAAUAUAAUAAUAUUAAAUUAUAUUAUUUUCUGAAUUAUAAUUAUAAUAUAAAUUAUUAUUUUUAUAUUUUUUUUUAAUUAUAAAAUUUCAUAAUAGUAAUUAAAUUGUUCAAUAAUUUUUACGACUAAUUCAGAUUUUAGAGUAAAAAAAAAACGAGAAAAAUCGCAUAACAUCCCUCAUUCACUCUCACUGCUGCAUCGUAACAAGAAAGUAUUAAAAAAAAAAAAAAAAUUUGAGCGGACCUGGUGUAGAAUAUUAAUAUGUACUGUGUACACAAAAUUUGUAAAUUAUUAUUAUUAUUAUAUUUCAAAAAAAAAAAACCCACAUCCCUAUAUUAUCUGAAAUGUUACUUAUUUUAUAAUUUUAAUUAUAAUUAGUAUAUAAUAUAUAUUAUAUAUAUAUAAAUAUAUUAUAUUACAUUAUAUUGUAUUAUAUUAUAUUAUAAAUGCGACAUAUAUAUUUUAUGUGUACUUAUAUUGUCUAGAAUUAAUUUGGCAAUCGAUAUAGUUUAUACAGAAUAUGAAGUGUUGAUUAUUAUAAAUAUAUAUAUGAGAAAAAAAAAUUUAUUAAUUAUGAGGGAAAGAGAAAAAAAAGAAAGAUUAUAGGCGACUUUCAUGAAAAAAAAAAGUUACUUAAAAAAUCAUGUUGGUCUGCGAUUUUGCUCGCGACAAUAUAGAACGUGAAAAUUUUACUAUAUAUACAUACAGCCGCCUUUCAGCGAAAUUGUAGACCUAUUAAAUCAUUGUAAAUAAAUAGCUAGUAACUGUUAAAAAUCGCUUUAUAUGAAAAAAAAAUUAAAUAAACGAUUACGAAAGUUUACAAGACACGAGAGAGAAAGAGAGAGAGAGAGGAAAUGAGGCAGAGCUUUUUAUAGUAUUUUCAGUGUUUCACUCAAAAAGGGCUACAUCGAUUAAUAUUUUUAUUAUAACAAUUUUUAUUUUCGUUAAAAUUCAUAUUUUUUAAUUUUCUAAUUUUUUUUUGUUUCUAAAUUUUUUACUUUUUCCCUCCUGUAUUUUUAUAUAAAUAUUUUUUUUAUUUUUUUACAUUUUUGUUUCUUUUUUUUGUAUUUUUGUUUUUUUUUAAUAUUUUUGAUUCUUUUUUAAAAUAUUUUUUGUUAUUUUCUUUCUAUUUUUUGUGUUUCUAUAUAUUUUUUUUAAUUUUUCCUAAUUUCAAGAUGCAAAAACUGUUGAAACUAUCAGUAAAAGUAAGAAUCGACCGUUACGGGACACGCCCAUUCAUUGUGAUUGGUUAGUCCUCAAGGUCACGCUGCGUCAAACAAUCGUCGUUCAGUGACCUUGAAGUGUAACCAAUCAAAUGAGUUGAUGCUCCCAUCAGGGUGGAGUCUCUACACAAAAUAUAAUUUUCACUGCAUUAUAUAUUUUAUUUCAAAAUAAUUUUAAAUUUUUACAUUUUGUUAACAUACUUUCAAAAUAUUUCAAUUAAAAAAAAUAAAUUAAUUAAUUAAAUAUUAAAUUAAAAAUUUAAUUUAAUCAAAAAAAAAAUAUAACUCGAUGGCCCUCUAAUGAUGCUUUUUAUAUAUAUUUUUUUUUCAUUAAAAAAUUGUUAUUUUUUCAACAAAAAAAAAAAUGCACAAUGAUCGUGUGUGUAAAAUAGAAAAAAAAAAUUAUUUGCAAAUUAGUUUUAGGGUACAUGUUAAAAAUAGUGCCAUUGGCAAAUACAAAUACAAAAAAAAAGAAAAUGAAGCACUUCAGAAUAUUAAUCUCUGGUAUUUGUCAAAUCACUAAAAAAAAAUUUUAUUUUUUUCCCCAAAUAAUGAAAUUUAAAAAUUAUCAUUUUAAUUAAUUUUUAAAAAAUCUAAUUUUACAAUAUAAUCAAAAUUAGUUUAAUGUUAAUAAUUUUUGAAAAAAAAAGAAAUAUAUUGUUUUGUAAUUUUUAAUGAAAUAUAUAUAUAUUUUUAAGUCGUUACCAUAUUAAUUGUGAUAGUUGAGUUUAUUUUUUAGGAAAAAGUAUAUUAAAUUUUAAGAGCAAAAAAAAAAAAAAAAUGAAAAGCUUUGACAAAUCCAAAGUAUGGAAAAAUUAAAAAAAAAAAUAAAAAAGAAAACAAUCUCUAUAUAUAUUUGGUACCAGAUUAAUGCAAAAAUCAAAUCACUGUAUUUAUGUCUGUACCUAAAUUUUUUAAAACAUGUUACCUGAUGAGCUCGCAAAGCGAUGUGGGAAUAAAGAAACGUUAUAAUUACGAUCAUUAUGAUGCAUUAAAAAUAUUAUUAGAAUAAAAAUUUUAAAAAUA